Schistocerca nitens (vagrant locust) is the source of this 4656-nucleotide messenger RNA. Its product is annotated as fanconi-associated nuclease 1-like. The transcript has 15 exons. Gene Ontology annotation, biological process: interstrand cross-link repair. Lineage: Eukaryota; Metazoa; Arthropoda; Insecta; Orthoptera; Acrididae. Gene Ontology annotation, cellular component: nucleus. The coding region runs from base 318 to 3143 and encodes 941 amino acids. The record is from RefSeq and is a predicted model, not a curated record. Gene Ontology annotation, molecular function: 5'-3' exonuclease activity; flap-structured DNA binding; 5'-flap endonuclease activity.
UAUCGAACCUCCAGAACUAUGUGAAGAUCCUGACAGGUGGAGAUCUGAAACAUGAAUAAUUGGCCAACAAAUGAAUAAAUGCUUGCUCCAGUAUUAAAUUUGUAAAAGGAUAAAACAAAUUUCUGACAAAUGUGAAUAAUAGGCAGAGACUGGCAUCGUUCAAAUACGGGAAAUGUCUUACGAGCGAUAAGCGGAUGGCGGGAACCGUGACGAUAAGUGAUUCAUAUGAUACGUAAAUUACGCGUUGUUGUUCACGCAAGUGUUCUGUAUUACUUCGUCCCGUGGUGACUUCGGUGGUAAUCUGCAAUUCCGGUACCAUGCUAUCGCCAAUUACACUUGAUCUCAGUGACAGCAGCGAAGACGAAGAUCUUCAGCUCUACAAGAAUUCGGCAGUAUGCAGCUCACAACAGCGUCGCGCUGUGGAGGAACAGAAAGGAGGAAAGCAACAACAAAAUGCAGCUCAUCAUGGCAAGAUGCAGACAGGGUCCACUCACCAGCAGAAUUUAAAGAGAAGGAAAGAACAUGUGGAGGUCAGUGUCAGUGAGACAACAGUAUCUGUGAAGGGUCCAAAGACAUCAUCCACUCCAUAUCCUCAUCAAGCAAAGAAAGCUCGAAAGGGCACACAGACUGCAGCAACAAAAAGCAGUCCAGUAAAUGUAGUAACAUCAACACAGUUUCGUGGCAAGAUUGAUUUACAUUUAUCUGUAUCACUUCUUCCAGACACGGUUGAAAGUGAUUCUAUAUCACUCUCCCAGAAGGUUAGCAAGAGUCCACGGAAAUUUGGAAUAGGACGUGGAUCACCAAGCAAACGUCUCAGUAAGAAUUCGCCCCUGCGUUACUUUCGGCAGCCUCCUCUUACCUCAUUUUUUAACAGCAAAGGUCCUCGUCGAGCACUAUUUGACAGCCCACAGAAAGACGGUAAAGCAACAUUUGAGUCAAAAAAGACAGAACACAAUGAAAAGGAGGAAAGAGAUUCCAGUGAUUCCAAAACAGACACCAGCAGUAGCUCAGUGAGCCUAAGCAGUGAAGAAACAAACGAAACAGGGACAUCAAAGGAACAGAGGACUCUGGCCACAGCUGCUUUGGAUAUCAGAGAAAUUAGCAACUCAUCCCCACUGACUGCAACUGAUCGUGCUUUGGACCAAGUGCUCUCGUGUCCUUCUGGUGACUUGUACACAGACAAACUUGUAGGUGUACUUGCACCAAUCUUAAGGCACCCGCACACUGCUCCACUGUUGUCAAAUGAAGAGUGGCGCAUGGUGGUGAGUUACCUCUUGCUGCCACCAUCCAGCCGAACUGCUGUUACCCGACUUCUAGCCCGUCAACCUGGCUGGCACCGUCUCAGUGCCUUAGAACGCUAUGGUUCAGUGAGUGAAUUGCAGGAGAGAUUUGAAGCACCUCAGGAAGAUGGGUUUGUUUCCUUAGACUGCUCCUCAGAAUCUGCCUCAGUGCUGCUGCCUUUAUUGAAGAUGCCAGAAAUAAAAUCAUUAUGCAGUGAAUUCAAUAUUGCAACUUCAGCCAAGAACAAGCCACAGUUGAUCAAUGACCUAUUGAAGCUUCAAGCUAGACAGAAAGGAGUGACAGGGAAAAGUGUUCCUCUUGUCUCCCGCAUUGUACGAGCAUUAGGUCCCUGUGUGAAAGCCAGUGAUAGUUUACGUUCACUUCUGUCACGGCUCUUCUUAAUCACAUCACUUGGUUGUGCAUCAGCUCCUGAAGAUCGAACUCUUGCCUCGAUGGUGUUUCGUGUGACAAAUGUUGAAACUGGUCGUGUAAUUUACCCAAAUUGUGAAGUCAUACGCAAGAGUGUGAUAUUUUCCACUCGGGAACAUUUACUCAGGUAUGAAACUGCAAUCGAGUUACAAAAUGAAUCUAUGGUAGCCAUAGAGAAGAAAGACUGGGCUACAGCAAGAGAGAUUGUUGCUGUUAUAGAAAAUAAUUUUAGGGAGCUCUUGACGGAUGCUAAUGAAAGAGAACAUGUUGAACAGCUCCCAUCUUUUCUGAGAAGGUUUACACCAGGCACUGUAUAUGCCUCCUGCCUGCAGUAUGGUGCUGAGGUUUAUAGAAAAUCUGGAAAGGAACAUUACAAAUCUGCAGUUCAAAUUCUUGAGCUUAUAUUGAGCCAGAAGCUUUAUAGAACUCACCGCAGAGGAAAAUGCUAUGUGGCUUUGGCUUUGUUGCUUCAUCGUCAUGUGCGAGACCAUGCUGCAGCUGCCGAGGUGGUGAUGCGUGGUCUGAGUGAGCCAGUACCAGACUGCUGCACUGCUGCUGAGCAGCUCUCUCUCGUCCGGCGUGCUGUCAUGAUUGCAGACUGUCGCUCGAGCACCCUCCCUGUAGAUGUCAAAAGACGUCUUCGCCUGGCCAUCCUCAAUCCUCAACCUGUCAUGAAGAUUCCUGAGACAUCUGUGAAAGCUCGACAGUUGGGAGGCCAACGUGGUUAUAAGGGAAUUUACAUAAGAGAUGACCAUGCAACCAAUGAAAAACAUUUUUCUUCUGUGGAAGAAAUUGCCAUUGCCCACUACCGAACAGAAGGAUAUACAGAAGGUCUUCAUUGUGAAGGUAGUGUGGUAACUUCACUGUUUGCACUAUUAUUUUGGGACAUUCUUUAUGACACACCAGUACCGGAUGCAUUCCUGUCACCAUAUCAAACAGCUCCACUCGACCUUGGAACUGAAUACUUCUACAGCAGUCGUCAGGAUUUUGUGGAACGCCGGUUAGCUGAAAUUAGAACAUGGGAUCAACCACAUUUGCAGCGUUUUGUAGGGGAACGCUAUGAAGAACAUCGAGACAAACUGUGUCUUGUUAGCUGGAAUUAUUUCUGCAGUGUGAAAAAGUUGACGGGACUUGUGAGAUGCAUGGGAGGACAACUGCUGGCAGUUGUAUGUGAACGACUGGUGAAAAACUUUCAUAGCUGUCGCCGGGGCUUUCCUGAUCUUGUUCUGUGGAUGCCAGCUUCUGGAAAGUGCAAGAUAGUGGAAGUGAAAGGCCCCAAUGACCGUCUGUCUCCAGACCAGGAGGUCUGGCUGGAUUUUCUUUUCCGUGCUGGUGCUGACGUAGAGAUCUGUCAUGUAGAAACAACGGGCUCUAAGAAACUUCAGAAGAAGACAGUUAUCACUGAUGACAAUUCUGACAGUGAAACAGCUUAGCACUGGUUUUAUUAUGAACAUAGCAGUGAAGCAUCUGAUUGCACCAUGCUAAGGUUUAAAAGCACAGCAAUUCAUCAGCAUGCUUGGUUCAUUGUAUACUUAUUAACAUGCACUUUAAUACUACAUACAGUUGUAACAUUAGAGUGCCACAUUAUAUUUGCUUCAGAAAAUAAAAUGUGAAUUUUGACUUACAUUGGUUUUACAACACUGCUUUUCAGUGUCUUCAUAUAUUUUUGUGAGAAGGCUGAAGUGUAUGCAGAUGGAAUGGGUCUUGUGUAACCUGAGAUCUACCAUAAUUUGGAUCUACAAAUUAUAUGUUCUUGUGCCCAUUUGGUGUUUACUCUGAUAAGCAGGCCUUUCACUUACUGUUGCUAGAUUAAAUAAUGUACGUUAAUAACAUAUUUUUGUAUGUCUCCAGCAUUUCUGGUCUCAUGAUGUGAUAAAACUUAUUGCUGUGAUAUGCUCCAUAAGUUUAAUAAGUUUCCAUUUUAUGUUUUCUAAGUUCUUUCUUUAAGACACACUAAUAUUGUGCUCUCCCUCUUUUCAGUGAAUGCUAAUUUUGAGAAAACAUAUUGACAUUUAGCUCUCAUAUAUUCAUAUAUAGUACAAAGUUACCACUUGUAGAGGACAGAUGCAAAAAAUAAAUAAAUUAGUAGAGAGAGAGAGAGAGAGAGAUAUCAUAUUGCUCAUAAUGGAAUUCAGUGUCUUAUCAGAUAUACAUAAGCCAAGUGUAUAUUAUAUUUUGAUCUCUGCAUCCUUUGAGUUAUUAUAAGAGGGUAGAUUUUUUUGCUGUUAUAAGCAAAUACUAGAGUUGAUUACAUAUGGUAUUUGCAUGUAACAUCCAAAAAUAAUGUUAAUGACAUUGCUAUUUUUUACAUUUAUUACUUUAAUAGUUUAAAUGUAUGUUAUUGCUGUUAGAAGUGAUAAUAUUUUAUUAUUGAUUGUUGUUGAAGAAUUACACAAUUUAUGUUUUGAUUUAUGUCUAAAGUAUGCCUAUAUUAAAAAGAUGUAUAUUAAAAUUGCUUUAAAUUAUUCAUGAUAUUGUUUAUAAAGCUUUUUUUGUAAAUAUUUGUAACUGAAGGGUACGGUCCACACUGAUGGUGAUAAAUCAUUUCCUUAAAAUUACUUUUAAUUUCUGUAUUUUGAGCAUUAUUUUUAUUGGACCAUAGCCAUGAUAAAAGCCUUAAAAAUAGUAAUAAACCAUUUUCCAUUGUAAUUCUACUUCUACAGAUGUAAAAUUUUCAACAUGUACUGUCAAAGGAAGACUUAGUGUAGUUGUAGUUUCUAGUGUGGGAAGAGAGAUGAAUGAAUGAAUAACUUAAUUGUAGCUACUGUUCCUGAAUGUAAUGAAGAUGUUUGUAAUCCAUAACUUGACUAUAUCAUGAGUUUAUAGGGAGACAUAACAGUAGCUUACAUGUAACUAUGAGUUGUACUACAUUUAUAGGUAUCAAGGUUCAUUUGCAUGUGUAAAUUUAUAAAUAAACGUUUUUACUUUGUUGUAUAUAUUUUAAUA